Messenger RNA from Anguilla rostrata (American eel), 11061 nucleotides. RefSeq names its product titin-like. The annotation marks the transcript as partial. Lineage: Eukaryota; Metazoa; Chordata; Actinopteri; Anguilliformes; Anguillidae. The transcript has 38 exons. The record is from RefSeq and is a predicted model, not a curated record.
UCCCAGCCUUGCCUCGGGUGUAGGGAUUGCAGGGGAAAAGCAAAACUACACGGCUAACAUUCUGUGUAGUUUUGUUUUUUGUUUUUGUUCUUUUGAGGCUCAGCUGUUCUCACAUUUGGAUUUUCUGAAACAUUCUGGAUAAAGAGAUUGUGUCUGAAGAUAUAAAACCUCUGGGCUCAGUCCCUUGUUUCUGGGCACUCUUGUGAAUACAAGGUGCCUACCAACAUGUCCCAGGCGCCAACGUUUACACAGCCGCUUCAAAGCGUUGUGGCACUUGAGGGUAGUGCUGCAACGUUUGAGGCUCAAGUUAGUGGCGCUCCAGUUCCUGAGGUGAGCUGGUUUCGUGAUGGCCAGGUUCUUUCUGCUGCCGCUCUGCCCGGCGCACAGAUCUCGUUCAGCGACGGCCGCGCUGUACUGACGAUCUCUGCCGUGACAGCCGCGCACAGUGGAAGAUUUUCCGUACGAGCCACCAAUGGUGCUGGACAAGCCACUAGCACUGCCGAACUACUUGUUACAGCUGAAACCGCGCCCCCCAACUUCAUUCAGAGACUACAGAGUAUGAUUGUGAGACAAGGAAGCCAAGUGAGACUGGAUGUUCGCGUGACAGGAAUCCCUACACCUGUGGUGAAGUUCUAUAGGGAGGGAGCUGAGAUUCAGAGCUCCACUGACUUUCAGAUUGUUCAAGAAGGAGACCUCUACAGCUUGCUGAUUGCUGAAGCCUUCCCUGAAGAUUCUGGAACAUACUCCGUUAAUGCCACAAACAGCAGUGGACGUGCCACAUCUACAGCUGAAUUGCUUGUUCAAGGUGAAGAAGUAGCAGUACCUGCUAAAAAGACAAAGACAGUUGUCUCAACUGCUCAGAUUUCUCAAGCUCACCAGACCAGAGUUGAAAAGAGAGUGGGAGCUCAUUUUCAGACUAGCACUUCAGAAACAAUGGAAAUGCAUGUGGAAGGAGGUGCAGUUAUUCAGCAGCUGCCACACAAACCCCCCCCACGUGUGCCCCCGAAACCAACUUCCAAGUCCCCACCAUCUAUGGUUUCCAAAGUUUCAGCCACACGCCAUCAGUCGCCCUCUCCUGUGAGGCACGUGAAGGGGCCAACUCCAACUCCCAUCAGGUCUGUAUCUCCCUCCACAAUGAGAUUGUCAGUUUCUCCUAUCAGACCUGUCAAGUCCCCAGUCAUGACCCGUAAGCAGGUCACUCCCAGCCCAGAUGUUCUCCCACCAUGGAAGCAAGAGGACUAUACAGAGGCCAGUUUUACUCGCAUGAUGACUGCUGGUGCCACCCAAAUCCAGACCGCUGCAACUCACGUGCACAUGGAGCAGCGCUGGGAAGGCUCUUUUGGGAUGCAGCAAAAAGCUACUGGAGGUUUAGGAGUUUCCAUUAAAGAGGUUGUUGAGACUGCUACAAUUCCUUCAGCUGCUGAAACUGCCGUGGUGCCACCCACUCUCAUUGCUGGCUUGAAGAAUAUGACUGUCAUUGAGGGAGAAUCUGUGACACUGGAGUGCCAGAUAUCUGGUCACCCUGCCCCAGGCAUCAUGUGGUUCAGGGAGGACUACAGAAUCGAGAGCUCCAUUGACUUCCAGAUUACCUAUGAGAAUGGAUACGCCCGUCUGGUAAUCCGUGAGGCUUUUGCUGAGGACAGUGGACGUUUCACCUGCACAGCCACCAGCGAGGCGGGAACAGUCAGCACCUCCUGCUACCUGCUUGUCCAAGUUUCAGAGGAAAUUGAGGGCAGGGAGGACAUUACAACUGUUUCUGAAUACACUGACACUGCUGAGCAGAAACACAUUGUCGUUGAAUCCAAAGCCGAAACCAUAUCAGAAGUAAGCGGCAUCACAGAAACUGUGGAAUCAGGAGCAGAGGUGGCUCCCUUUUUCGUGAAGAAGCCCACUGUGCAGAAGCUAGUGGAAGGUGGGGGCAUCGCCUUCGAGUGCCAGAUUGGGGGCAGUCCCAAACCCCAUAUAUACUGGAAGAAGGCAGGAAUGCCACUUACCACUGGAUAUAGGUACAAAGUGAUUUACAAAAAGGAAACUGGGGAGUGCAGGCUGGAGAUCUCCAUGACCUUUGCUGAUGAUGCUGGAGAGUACUCAAUCAUUGCCAGGAAUAGGCUGGGAGAGGCCUCUGCCUCUGCUCACCUUCUAGGAGAAGAGGAAUAUGAAGCCUACAUGAAGAAAUAUGAGAUGACUUUUAAGACUGAAGUAACCACAAUGGUGGAGGAGCCGAAAGUGGCUGAUAUCCCUCCUGUGGUUGUGAGCGAAUAUGGGAAAGAGCAGAUCCGCACCACUCAGCAGAUGAAGAUUAUGAGGACCUUUGUCUCAGAGCAGGAACUCCAGAUCUCUGCUUUUGAGGAGAGGAUAAUCCACGAGAUUGAAUUCCGCCUUCUUAAGAUAACGUAUCAGGAACUGGUGACUGAAGAUGGGGAAGAGAUGAUCAUGACAGAACAGGAGGCUGUAGAGCCAACUUUUGACACUCCUGUGAAGAGCUACAGGAUCUUGGAAGGCAUGGGAGUCACCUUCCACUGCAAAGUGGCAGGAACUCCGCUGCCCAAGAUUGCAUGGUACAAAGAUGGCAAGCGCAUCAGGCAUGGUGGUCGAUAUCAGAUGGAGUUUCUCCAGGAUGGGAGGGCCAGUCUGCGUAUCCCAGUGGUGCUGCCAGAGGAUGAAGGUGUCUACACUGCCUUGGCUUGUAACAUGAAGGCAAGUUCUGUCAGCUCAGGGAAGCUGUACGCGGAGCCCACUGCACCAGUCGGAGCUCAGCCCUACAUACCACAACCUGAAGCAGUCCAGAGAAUCCGUUCCACAUCACCACGCUCCCUGAGCCGCUCUCCUGGACGUUCUCCUGGUCGCUCUCCAUCACGUAGACUGGACGAGACGGAUGAAGCCCAGCUGGAGAGACUGUAUAAGCCUGUAUUUGUCAUGAAGCCCUCCUCCUUCAAGUGUGCUGAGGGGCAAACUGCCAGAUUUGACUUAAAAGUGGUUGGCAGACCCAUGCCUGAAACCUUCUGGUUCCACAAUGGACAACAAGUGGUCAAUGACUAUACUCACAAGAUUGUGGUAAAGGAGGAUGGAGUUCAGUCACUGAUUGUGGUCCCAGCCAUGCCCACUGACUCUGGGGAAUGGACUGUUGUGGCUCAGAACAGAGCUGGAAAGACUUCCAUUUCCAUGACUCUCACAGUAGACGCUAAGGAAAACUUGGUGAGACCCCAGUUUAUUGAGAAACUGAAGAAUAUUAGUGUCAAGGAAGGAACUCUGGUUGAACUGGCUGUAAAAGCAAUUGGAAACCCCCUUCCUGACAUUGUCUGGCUGAAAAACAGCGACAUUAUCUCACCACAUAAAUACCCAAAUAUCAAGAUUGAAGGCACCAAAGGGGAAGCAAAUUUCAAGAUCGCCUCUAGUGUAGGCUCUGAUAGUGCCUGGUACACAGCCACAGCCAUCAACAAGGCUGGACGAGACACCACCCGCUGCAGGGUCAACAUAGAAAUGGAGUCUGCUGAACCAGAGCCUGAGAGAAGACUUGUCAUCCCCAAGGGAACCUACAAAGCCAAGGAAAUUGCAGCUCCAGAGUUGGAGCCCUUACAUCUCCGUUAUGGUCAGGAGCAGUGGGAAGAAGGGGACUUGUAUGACAAAGAAAAGCAGCAGAAGCCACACUUCAAGAAGAAGCUGACCUCAGUCAGGCUGAAGCAUUUUGGUGCUGUGCAUUUUGAAUGUAGGCUAACUCCUAUUGGUGACCCCACCAUGGUAGUGGAGUGGCUGCAUGAUGGAAAACCCCUGGCAGCAGCUAACAGGCUGCGAAUGAUCAAUGAGUUUGGCUACUGCAGUCUGGACUAUGAAGUGGCUUACAAUAGGGAUAGUGGUGUAAUCACCUGCAGAGCAACAAAUAAGUAUGGAUUUGAUCAGACCUCUGCUACCCUGAUUGUGAAGGAUGAGAAGAGCCUUGUGGAAGAGUCUCAACUACCAGAAGGUAGAAAGGGAAUGCAAAGGAUUGAAGAGAUGGAACGCAUUGCCCAUGAAGGGGCUCUUGCAGGAGUCACAACUGAAGAGACAUAUGAGAAGACUAAGCCUGAGAUUGUUCUUCUCCCUGAGCCGGCGAGGGUAUUAGAAGGGCAGACUGCCAGGUUCCGCUGCAGAGUGACUGGAUACCCUGCACCUAAGGUGAACUGGUACCUCAAUGGGCAACUCAUCAGGAAGAGCAAGAGGUUCAGGCUCCGCUAUGAUGGUAUUUACUACCUUGAGAUUACUGAUUGCAAAUCUUAUGAUUCAGGAGAUGUGAAAGUAAUGGCAGAGAACCCUGAAGGUGUGGCUGAACACUGUGUGAAACUGGAGAUUCAGCAGAGGGAGGACUUCAGGUCUAUCCUCCGCCGUGCCCCUGAGCCGAAGGCUCCAGAAUCUGGUACUGAGCAUGGAAGGGUUUCCUUUGAAGUUGUCAAAGUUGAGAGACCCCCUGAAGCUAUUCAGCCAAAAGAAGUAGUAAAAUUGAGAAAGACUGAGAGAAUCAUCCAUGAGAAACCAACAGAGGAGACAGAGGAGCUGAAAAGCAAAUUUAAGCGUAGGACAGAGGAAGGCUACUAUGAAGCCAUCACUGCCGUAGAGCUCAAGUCCCGUAGGAAGGAUGAAUCCUAUGAGGAUAUGCUAAGGAAAAGGAAAGAGGAACUUCUUCAUUGGACCAAAGAGGUGUCUGAGGAGGAAAAGAAAAAAGAAGAGGAAAGAGGCAAAGUUACCAUUCCCAUAAUCAAACCAGAAAGAAUCGAACUGUCUCCUAGCAUGGAAGCUCCAAAGAUUCUGGAACGCAUACAGAGCCAAACAGUUUCCAAAAGUGAAGAGGUCCGCUUUAGAGUUAGAGUGGUUGGGAAACCCGAUCCAGAGUGCCAGUGGUUCAAAAAUGGAGUUUUGCUGGAGAAGUCAGAGCGUAUUUACUGGUAUUGGCCUGAAGACCAUGUUUGUGAAUUGGUGAUUAGAAAUGUAUCAGUUGAGGACUCUGCUAGCAUUAUGGUCAAAGCCGUGAACAUUGCUGGAGAGACUUCAAGCCAUGCAUUCUUGCUUGUGCAAGCUAAGCAAGUUAUUACAUUUACACAAGAACUGGAAGAUCUCAAUGCCAAAGAAAAGGAUACUAUGGUGACCUUUGAGUGUGAAACUAAUGAACCUUUUGUCAAAGUGAAAUGGCUGAAAAACAAUACAGAAAUUUUUUCUGGAGACAAAUAUCGAAUGCAUUCAGACAGGAAGGUGCAUUUCCUGUCUGUGUUGACCAUUGACAUGGGUGACGCUGCAGAGUACAGUUGUGCUGUUGCUGAGGACGACCACAUCAGAACCACUGCCAGACUAAUCGUUGAAGGAGCCCCGCUGGAUAUUGUAAAGAAUCUGGAGAAUAUAGAAGUUCCUGAGACCUACUCUGGGGAAUUUGAGUGUGUAGUGUCCCGUGAGGAUGUUGAGGGUACCUGGUACUUCAAAGACAAGGAAAUCACUCCCAGCAGCAAAUAUGUUAUGUCUUCUCGGCGUGGACGCCACACUCUCACUGUCAAAGAUGUCAGGAAGGAGAACCAGGGCAAAUAUACUUUUGUUAUUGGUGAACUGAAGACAAGUGGAUCAUUACAUAUGAAAUUACGUCCAGUGACAUUGAUGCAAGGACUCACAGACCUGACCAUCUGUGAAGGGGACAUUGCCCAACUGGAAGUCAGAUUUUCCCAGGAGAACGUUGAGGGCUCCUGGAUGAAGAAUGGGCAAGCUAUCUCAGCCACUGACCGCAUUCAUGUUGUGAUUGAUAAGAAUACCCACAAGCUUCUCAUUGAAGAUGCCAACAGAGAUGAUGCUGGAAUGUAUUCGUUUGUUGUUCCUACUCACAAUAUCUCCACGGCUGGGAAGCUAACCGUUCAGACCAUUGGCAUCUUGACCCCACUAAAGGAUGUGUCUUCAGUGGAGGGCACUAAAGCCGUGCUGGAGGCUAAAAUCUCUGCUGCUGAUAUUAGCUCAGUAAAAUGGUAUCACAAUGACAAGUUGGUGGUGUCCAGUGAAAGAGUCCAGGUGAUCACUAAAGGAUCCAAGCAACGUCUGGUCUUCAGCAGGACCUUUGCCUCAGACCAGGGGCAGUACAAAUUGGUUGUUGGCAGAGUUGAUUCCAGCUGCAAACUGACUGUUGAAAGAAUUCACAUUGUGAAGCAUAUGGAAGACCAGGUUUGCACUGAAACCCAGAAUGUCACCUUUACGGUUGAUUUGUCCCACUCUGGUAUUGAUGUUCUCUGGACCUUUAAGAAUCAGCAUCUGAAAGCUGGUCCCAAGCACAAGAUUGAGGCAAAGGGCAAACGCUAUACACUGACUGUCAUUGAUACCAUGAAGGAUGAGGAGGGACAAUACACAUUUGCUGCUGGUGAACAGACAUCCAGUGCUAAACUUUCUGUAUCAGGUGGUGCAAUUAACAGACCUCUCCAGGAUGUGACAGUAGCAGAGUCCCAGACUGCAGAGUUUGAGUGUGAAGUGGCCAAUCCAAUUACUGAGGGGAAAUGGCUAAAGGAUGGCCGCCCUGUGGAUUUCGGUGACAACAUAAGGAGUGAGAAAGAUGGAGCUGUAAGACGCCUCAUAAUUGUCAUCACUAGACCUCAGGAUGUUGGUGAAUACACGUACCAAGUGGCCAACUCCAAGACUACAGCCAACCUGAGAGUUGAAGCGGUGAAGGUGCGAAAGACACUGAGGAACCAGACAGUCACUGAGACCCAGGAAGCAGAGUUCAGUCUUGAGCUGACCCACACGAAUGUGAAAGGAUUCCAAUGGACCAAGAAUGGUAUUGAGAUCCAGUCCAGUGACAAGUUUGAAAUAAUAGUAGAUGGCAUGGUUCACACCCUGAAGAUCAAGAACUGUAACACACAGGAUGAGUCUGUCUAUGGAUUCAAACUGGGAAAACUGUCUGCUAAUGCCAGACUUAACGUUGAGACUAUUAAGAUUGUGAAGAAACCCAAGGAUGUGACCUCCCUUUUGGAUGCCACUGCAUCCUUUGAACUGAGCUUGUCUCAUGACAACAUCCCAGUGAAGUGGAUGUUCAAUAAUGUUGAGCUGAAGCCCAGUGAGAACUGCAAGAUACUGUCAGAGAGGAAGGCUCACAAGCUAGUCAUCCAGAAUGUGAACACCCGCCAUGCUGGAGAAUACACAGCUGUUGUCGGACAUUUGCAAUGCAGUGCAACACUAUAUGUUGAAGCUUUGCGUGUCACAAAAACAAUGAAGAACAUUGAAGUCCCUGAGACCCAGGUUGCCACCUUUGAAUGUGAGGUCUCUCACUUCAAUGUGCCGUCCACCUGGCUUAAGAAUGGAGUGGAGAUCGAGAUGAGCGAGAAGUUCAGGAUCGUGGUACAGGGCAAGCUGCACCAGCUCAAAAUAAUGAAUACCAGCAGAGAUGACUCUGCAGAGUAUACUUUUAUAUGUGGAAAUGACAGAGUUUCUGCCACGCUGACAGUCAACACCAUUCUGAUCACAUCUAUGCUCAAGGACCUCAAAGCUCAAGAGAAAGACACAAUCACCUUCGAGGUGAAUGUAAACUAUGAAGGAAUAACCUACAAGUGGCUGAAGAAUGGUGUGGAGAUCCGAUCAUCAGAAAAAUGCCAGAUUCGCACCAAACAGCUCACUCACUCACUGACCAUUAGGAACGUACACUUUGGGGAUGGUGGAGAGUACUCCUUUGUGGCCGGGUCUGCAAAAACAUCUGCUAACCUUUACAUUGAAGCACGUGUUGUUGAAUUCAGAAAGAACAUCAAAGACAUAAAAGUAACUGAGAAGAAAAGGGCUGUUUUUGAAUGCGAGAUCUCUGAGCCAAACAUACAUGUAAUGUGGAUGAAAGAUGGUCAAGAGCUGGAAAUUUCUGAUAGAUACAAAACUACCACUGAGAAGUACGUGCACCGCCUGAUGAUCCCAACUGUUCGCAUAUCUGAUGCUGGAGAGUAUUCUGUGGUUGCUGGUUCAAGUAUUUCUAAGGCCCAUCUCACUGUGGAGGGCCGUGAUGUCAGGAUUACAGAACCCAGGGAGAGGGAAAUAACUGUUCUUGAGAAGCAGAGAGCAACAUUUGAAUUUGAAGUAAAUGAAGAUGACGUUGAAGCUCGAUGGCUGAGAAAUGGAACUGAGAUUCAGUUGUCAACUGAGGAAAGAUUCAGCUAUGCAGCUAUCAGAAAGGUCCAUCGCUUGACCAUCACAGAGACCUACCGCAGUGAUGCUGGGAAGUACACAUUUAUUGCUGGCAGGAACAGGAGUGAAAUUACUCUGCAUGUCAAAAUUCCUGAGCCUCCCAAGAUCAUCAAACAAAUGGAGCCCCUAUCUGUGGAGGCUGGCAAGCCUGCCCGUUUCUCUGUGGAAGUGAAAGGCACCCCUCAGCCUCAAAUUUUCUGGUACAAGGACUCCCAGGCCCUGUCCGCUGGAUUCAAGUGUAAAUUCUUACAUCACGGGGAUGUCCACACACUGAUGCUCAUUGAGGUCUUCCCAGAGGAUGCAGCUGUCUACAACUGUGAAGCCAAGAAUGACUAUGGUGUAGCUACAAGCUCUGCUUCUCUGAAUGUGGAAGUUCCAGAGGUUAUUUCCCCUGAUACUGGGGCUCCAAUGUCUCCCCCUGUGAUUGUUUCUCCAAUAUAUACCACCUCUGCUCAGGAAGGGGAGUCUGCUCGAUUCCAGUGCCGCAUAUCUGGAGAAGACCUGACCAUCACCUGGUACUGCCGAGACAAGGAGAUCAAGCAGUCUGACAUUUUCAGAAUGUCCCAGUUUGAUGAUAAUCACCAGCUGGAAAUUAUCAGAGUUUACCCAGGGGAUGGGGGGGAGUAUACUUGUGUUGCCAGAAACUCAGCUGGAAUGGUCUCUUGCUCAGCUGUUCUGACGCUUGACGGUGAAGGGUAUAAGCAAAUUAAGGACAGUACACCCAAGGCUCAAUGGCAUGCGUCAACAAGUCUGUCUACAAGCAUAUCGAGUGUAAAGAAGGAGCCAAUUGGCCAAAGACCCGCUUUCAUUCAGCCUAUUGCAAGCUGCACAGUGCUUCACGGAGAAGUUGCCAGAUUCCAUGCUCGCGUGUCUGGCAUGCCAAAGCCAGAGAUCAGCUGGUUUCAUAAUCAGCAGCUUGUUAAGCCAACAAAAAAUGUUGUCUUUCAUUUCGAUGAGAUGACAACAAUUGCCACGCUAAUCAUAGUUGAUGCUUUCCCUGAGCAUGCUGGACUAUACACUUGCAAAGCGACCAACAAUUCUGGAGAGGCGGUGUGCACGGCUACCCUUGCAGUAACCAAAGAAGUGACAAAAAUGGAGCGGGAUACUACAGCCAGAAUCGAGGAGCAAGUCAAAGCAUUUUCUAGCUUCUCUGUGUCAGAUGAAGAACAGAGAAAAGAAUCCUACAGCACUGGCCUACAAUUAUCAGAAAAAAGCAUUACAUCUGAACUCAAGCCAGAGUCUAAACGCUAUUCUAGUACAUUAGAGAAGAAAAAGGAAAAGCCUGUUUUUAUCACCCAGCUCUCACCAGCAGAUAUCUCAGUUGGAGAGACAGCUAAAUUUACUGUCACGGUAUUUGGCUUUCCAAAGCCUAAAGUGCAGUGGUUCCACAAUAAACAGGAGAUUACAUCCUCAUCAGUUUAUACAUUUUAUCAAGAAGAAAACCAAUAUACACUGACCAUUUCCCAGGUAAAGACAGAAGAUGAAGGGGAGUACUCUUGCACUGUCAGCAACAGAUUUGGUCAGUCAACUAGUUCAGCAUUCCUGCAUGUCAAAGCAAAAGAAAUUCCUAAAUCAGAGUUCUGGUUUAAAGUUUCUGGCCAGCCUCCUUGUUUCACUACAGAGAUAGAAUCCACACAAUGCACUGUAGGAAGUCAAGCUCAGUUUCGAUACAGUGUCACAGGGAAUCCCCUUCCUGAGGUUCAGUGGUUUAGGGGAAGUUACCAGAUUCAGCCCAGUAAGUACUUCACUGUGGUAAAUAAUCCAGAUGGCUCUGGGUACCUUAACUUGAUGGGUAUCCAGCAGGAAGACAGUGGUCUCUAUACAUGUAGGGCAUCCAAUGCAUCUGGGGAAGCCUCCUGCAGUGCUGAACUGAUCGUGUUCCGUGAUACUGUCUCUGUCUCAAGUCGACAGGACCACACAUUUGCUCACAAGCAGAAAAGUUACAAAGUUUCAAUGACAGAGCAAGUCACUGAAUCCCGACUGUAUUCUGUGAACCUCCCAGGGGAGGCCAGAGCUAAUGUGCAGUCAGGACAUCAGAUGGUAUACACCAUUGGCACAGAGGAUAGGCAGACUAUUGCCAGUGAGCAAGUGGAUAACUUGCUACAGGUGGGAAUAUCUUCUGCUUCCCUGCAUAGAGAGCAAGUUCCUCACCAAGCUGCAGUGCUGCAGUCUCAUGAGAUGGAAGAAAGGGUAAUGGUGGGACCUACCCAGCUCCAUCCAGUUGCAGCCUUACCUACGAGACAGCUGCACAUGGCAUCCUUUACUCCUGCGGUCCAGGAGAGUCAUGGUUUCACAGAGCAGCACUCAGAAUACAUCCAGACUCCAGCGAUAAUAGAGUUAGAGCUGACCCGGGAGCAAAAAUCGAAAAUGAUGUCUGCAGUUGUUGAAGAAAUAACACCUGUAGCCACUGUGAAAACUGAGUUAAGUGACAGGAAACCAGAACUGAUUCAGCCAACUCCUGAGCCAAAACAAGUUGUCACAAGUCACCAAGUAGAAACCAGGAUACCAAUAAUGAAAGAGAAAUUACAAAUGAUUCCCAAGCCUGAAGUUGAAAAAAGUUAUAAAGUAAAGGAAGGAAUAAAAAUAUUGUAUUCUGCCAUAUCAACAAGGGAGCAUGAAAUAGCUGAAGCCCAUUCAACAGAGUUAUCCUCCUCAGAUUCAGCCUUACAGUCUUCAUUAGUGAAGGAGUUGUCUAAGCCAGUUCAUAUCUCUACCAGUGAGACUAAACAAACUUUAUCAAAAGAACAGAAAUUUGAAAUAUACAAACCAAAGGAAGAGAAAGCACAAAUGCUGAAGGAUAAAUUAGUUCAAUCAUCUCUAACUUCUGAAGAAAAGCAGUUGCUCCAAUCUGAACACACUGAACAAAUUCCAGGUAUAGAUAGUGCUAUAUCUGUGCAGUCUCAG